Messenger RNA from Camelina sativa (false flax), 1016 nucleotides. The record is from RefSeq and is a predicted model, not a curated record. NCBI's taxonomy places the organism in Eukaryota, Viridiplantae, Streptophyta, Magnoliopsida, Brassicales, Brassicaceae.
CUGAAACAGCUGAAAGUACAGAACUCUCAUCCGUCUCCAUUCCCAAAAUCCAGAAGCUUUUUAGGACAGACGCGUGAGAACUCUGUGAUGGACUGUGAGGAAAACGUUGGGAAUGAAUCUCUUGUUCUGAUAAAACAAGGAGCUGAAGCUAGGGUGUUUGAGUCUACAUUUGCUGGAAGAAGAUCCAUCGUGAAAGAACGAUUCCCGAAGAAGUACAGACACCCGGUUUUGGAUGCAAAACUCACACUUAAGCGGAUGAAUGCGGAGGCUAGGUGUAUGACAAAGGCAAGAAAGCUCGGGGUUUGUACUCCAGUACUCUAUGCCGUGGAUACUCUGCUUCACUCCUUGACACUUGAGUAUAUUGAGGGCGACUCUGUUAAGGACAUUUUCCUUGACUUUGGAGCCAAUGGGAUUGUUGAGGAACGGUUAGAUGAUGUUGCUACUCAGAUUGGGGCGGCCAUUGCGAAGCUCCAUGAUGGUGGCUUGGCUCACGGUGAUUUGACCACAUCAAAUAUGCUAGUCAGAAGUGGAACGAAUCAGCUCAUGGAUCGUAUACUGACAGCGUACAGGAAGUCGUCGAAGCAAUGGUCAGCCACGUUUAACAAGCUUGCGCAAGUGAGGCAACGAGGGAGAAAGCGGACUAUGAUUGGAUGAGCCAAGAUAUUUAUUUAUUGAUCUUGUUGAUCCUAUGGUUAAUUGAUUGGUACUGAAGCUAGUGAAGGUGAUGUUGUUGUUGUUGAAGAACAGAAGGGACCAUUGAAUGUGAAUGUCACAAAAGAGUGUCAUGACGCUGCACUAACAUCAGAUCCAAAAUCUCCCUAUGUGUGGGUGAAUUUUGCUAUAGGAAAUGGUUUGAGAAUGCAGCCAAUGUUGGUCACAACAGCUGAAGGAAGAAGGAAUAAUAAAAACAGAAUUGGAUUUGAGAAACUUAUGAUGAUGAUUCGUUUCGUUACGAUGUUGAAAUUUUUUACUUUCCUAAUUUUAAUUUUUGUUUUUCCCCUUUCUUCAAAAAGACA